Pestalotiopsis fici W106-1 is the source of this 2487-nucleotide messenger RNA. RefSeq lists its product as uncharacterized. Lineage: Eukaryota; Fungi; Ascomycota; Sordariomycetes; Amphisphaeriales; Sporocadaceae. The coding region runs from base 1 to 2487 and encodes 828 amino acids. Gene Ontology annotation, biological process: DNA replication initiation; DNA replication; double-strand break repair via break-induced replication. The transcript is spliced from 3 exons. The record is from RefSeq and is a predicted model, not a curated record. Gene Ontology annotation, cellular component: nucleus; MCM complex. Gene Ontology annotation, molecular function: single-stranded DNA helicase activity; ATP binding; single-stranded DNA binding.
AUGGCCCUUCUUCAGGCCCGCAACUAUGUCGACUACGAGGCGCAACAAAAUGCCUUCGAAGACUUCCUCACGCACUUCAAGACCUCCCCGCAGGAGAGCAUCACCCACGCCAUCGGCCAGAUCAGCAUCGAUGAGGACGACUUGAGCGAUGAGUACGACUUUAUGGACGAGGAUGACAAUGCCCAUGAUCAACGCCGGAGGCAAAAGGCCGCCAAGAGGCAACCCAAGCACAAAUAUGCCGAAUUGAUGCAGCAGCUGGCAAACCGCGAGCUUGACGAAGUGCUGAUAGAUCUUGACGACAUAGUCACUUGGGAAUCAGAAAGCGAUGAAGCUCGCACACUCAAGCUCGUCGACUCUAUCGAGGGAAACACAAAACAUUACGUUGAGCUCAUUUCGAGAGCUAUCGACAACAAGAUGCCUCCUCCCGCGACAGGCGUCAGCUUCAAAGACGACGUGUUGGAUGUCAUCAUGGAGAGGCGACAGGCCAGAAACCGCGAGGUGGCUCAACUAGCAGAGAGUACUAACAACCCGGACAUGUUGGAGUCGACCUUUCCCGCCCAACUCACGCGCCGAUACACCCUGGUCUUCAAGCCAAGGACCUCCACUCAAGAGAAGCCGGUCAAGGCCCUUGCCGUGCGACAAGUUCGUGGUGAACAUCUUGGGCACCUCAUCACAAUCCGUGGCAUUGCGACAAGGGUAUCCGAUGUGAAGCCCAUUGUCCAGGUUGGCGCUUACACGUGCGAUCGCUGUGGUUGCGAAAUCUUCCAGCCGGUCAAUGACAAGUCAUACGCACCUUUGACGACAUGUCCUUCCAAGGAGUGCAAGGAAAAUCAGUCCAAGGGCCAGCUAUUCCAAUCAUCUCGUGCCUCCAAGUUCUUGCCGUUCCAGGAGGUCAAGGUUCAAGAGAUGGCCGAGCAGGUCCCAAUUGGUCAAAUCCCUCGAACGUUGACAAUCAUGUGCUACGGAAGCACUGUUCGUCAAGUCAACCCCGGUGACAUUGUGGACAUCUCUGGUAUCUUCUUGCCGACUCCCUACACGGGCUUCAAGGCCAUGCGUGCUGGACUUCUCACCGACACGUACCUGGAGGCUCACCAUAUUGCCCAGCACAAGAAGGCCUACGAGGCGAUGGUUAUUGACGACAGACUCCUCCGCAGGAUCCAGACUUUCAGCCAAUCUGGUGCCGUGUACGAGAUGCUGGCCAAAUCUAUCGCUCCCGAGAUUUUUGGACAUCUGGAUGUCAAGAAGGCCUUGCUGCUUUUGCUCGUUGGUGGUGUUACUAAGGAGAUGGGUGAUGGUAUGCGCAUUCGUGGCGACAUCAACAUCUGUCUGAUGGGUGAUCCUGGUGUAGCCAAGUCGCAACUUCUAAAGUACAUCUCAAAGGUCGCCCCUCGAGGUGUAUAUACCUCCGGCCGUGGCUCCAGUGGUGUUGGUCUCACAGCCGCUGUGAUGCGUGACCCUGUCACAGAUGAGAUGGUCCUCGAAGGCGGUGCCCUCGUCCUUGCUGACAACGGUAUCUGCUGUAUCGAUGAGUUCGACAAGAUGGAUGACAACGACAGAACCGCCAUUCACGAAGUCAUGGAGCAGCAGACGAUUUCCAUCUCCAAGGCUGGAAUCUCGACGACUCUCAACGCCCGAACAUCUAUCCUCGCCGCCGCCAAUCCCAUUUAUGGCCGCUACAACCCUCGUAUCUCGCCAGUGGAGAACAUUAAUCUUCCUGCUGCCCUUUUGUCUCGUUUCGAUGUUCUCUUCCUCCUUCUUGAUACCCCGACGCGUGAGAGUGAUGCUCAACUUGCGAAGCACGUCGCCUACGUACACAUGCACAGCAAGCAUCCCGACCUCUACGCCAACAACCCGACGUCGGCUGCAGCCAACAGCAACGGUGAGGUGCCGAAUGUCGUGUUCACUCCGCAUGAAGUCCGAGCCUACGUCGCCAAGGCGCGAACGUACCGCCCUACGGUUCCCGAGACUGUCACCGAGUACCUGACCAAGACAUACGUGCGCUUGCGAAAGGCUCAGAAGACCGCCGAGUCCAAGGGCCAGAACUUUGCUCACACCACUCCUCGUACACUACUCGGUGUCGUCCGUCUGGCACAGGCUUUGGCACGUCUGCGAUUUGCAGACUCUGUCGACCAGGACGAUGUUGAUGAGGCUCUGCGCCUGAUCGAAGCCAGUAAGGAAAGCUUGGCUGCCCACGAGGGACCACGAAGGCGUGGCAGAGACGUCAACACCAGAAUUCUGGAGCUCGUCAAGGGAUUCUUGGAGAGCGGUGCUUGCCGUCCUGAUGACGUGGACGAUGAUGAUGAGGAGGCUGCCAUUGAGUUGAGCCUGCGCAAGGUCAGGGAGAGAGUCCUCGCAAAGGGCUUCACGGAAGAUCAAUGGUUGACAGCUUUGGACGAAUAUGCCAGCAUUGAUGUUUGGCAAACGGCAGGAAAUGGUACAAGACUGGUGUUCAUUAAUGCCGGUGGCAAUGAUGACGAUGACGAGUAG